Molecule: messenger RNA, 940 nt
Organism: Drosophila miranda
Lineage: Eukaryota; Metazoa; Arthropoda; Insecta; Diptera; Drosophilidae
Product: protein Exd1 homolog
Exons: 2
Coding region: 35-664 (209 amino acids)
Molecular function (GO): nucleic acid binding
Source: RefSeq, a predicted model, not a curated record
GGCAGACGCGGCUUAUCACAAAGCACUUAACGAUAUGCGAGAUCAGUUGAGCAUAUCAGUGAUUGCGGAGCCUAGUUUAUAUGGACGCCACAGACCCGUAGCGGUGCUAGUGGUGGCCACGGCCAAUCAGACAUAUGUGUUCGAUAUCCAGGCACUGGGCGCCUUUUUUCCCGAGUUGAAAAAGCUGCUGGAGGCUAAAUAUCCGAGAAAAGUGGUGCACUAUAGUCAUCGUAUUACCGAUCAGCUGUUCUAUAAGCACCAAAUUAAACUGACUGGAUUGAGCGACACAUUUGUGGCUCUGUGCGUAGCCCGGCAAGAUAAAAGUGCCUGCUCAUUGCCAGAAGCGAUUUCGUCAGUGCUUAAUAUUCCUCUAAGGGAACUGCUCUGCGACGAGGUCACCGGGGUAAGUGAGUCUCGCCAACUUUUCACAGCACGCCCGUUGAGCGGGGACCAGUUUCGUUUUCUGGCCAGGAUGGCCAUACUGCAGCACCAAAUGCACGACCGGCUGACCUUUGGCCACAUUUGUGCAGGGAUGCAACGCAUGUCUGCUACAUUUAGUCAAGCUUCUGCCGUUUCCGAAAUGGGUACGAUGUGGCACCUUAUAUGGGUCCCAAAAGUCGAUUUGGCUUCCAAUACAUCGAUGCGUACUACAAUUCAGCCGUAGGCUCUCUGCCGGUGGCCUAUGAAAGUGAUCAUGCAGAAAUAUAAGCAAUUAAUCAAAUUUUCAUUGAAGAAAUAGAAUCCCUGAACUGAAAAAGAGAAAGAAGCGACCUGAAUUUCAGCAUUAAGAAAUACAUCCAUGAAAUACAUGUAAAAUAGUUAUCAUACCUUCCGAACAUAGAUCUAAUUUGAUUUAUUGAUCUAAUUUGACCGUUGAAUGAAAUCAUUAAUACAAUACAACUGCCAUAGGCAGUUACGAAUUAUCAUUAGUUUCACACAA